Molecule: messenger RNA, 538 nt
Organism: Ruditapes philippinarum (Manila clam)
Lineage: Eukaryota; Metazoa; Mollusca; Bivalvia; Venerida; Veneridae
Exons: 3
Coding region: 96-473 (125 amino acids)
Source: RefSeq, a predicted model, not a curated record
AAGAUAACAUCAUAAUUACGGUUGUCACUGACAUAGAAACAUUGGAGAGCGCGCUUAUUAUUUAAGCUUAAAUUUGCAUAGUGUAUUUUACUACAAUGGGUACAUGUUUUGGAAAGAGAACACCAAAGAGGAACGCUGUAUGUCCGUCUGCUGAGAACGGUAAUCCUUGUAAGCGGAAUUUGCGGAAAGAGCCAGCUGAUAUGAUACGUGAUUUGGAGGAGGCAAAUGCCGAAGACUCUAAGAUUGGCAAUGCUGGCGUUUCCUUCACUGUUGACUUUACAGACGGGGAUCCGACCAGAAUGCCUUCACGACUGGCAGACAGACUAAAUGGAGCUAUGACCCCAGCAGCCGAGGACCAUAACGAAGUAACUUACACACCAGAAGAAAGGGAGAUAAUGGCCGAGCUUUUGCGCAAUGAUAUAUUACGAGAAAGGAAGGAGAAGGCAGCUGGUCACUCAGUGGCAAAGUACUAAAAGGGUGGCAAAGUACUAAAAAGGUAUGAACAGCAGUACCGUUUAACUGAACAAAUUGUGUUUAA